AUGGCAGCAAUUCACAUUCAACAAUUGAAGGAAAAGAUUUCCAAAGAGAAGCAAUUGCAAGUAUGUAUUAGAAUCUUAUAAUUACUGCAGUACAUUGUCCCUUGAUUCAGAUCAAGGUAGAUGACCAUCUAUAGACAAUGUACUUUAAUCCUUUACUGGUUUUGAAUGUACACACAGUAACACCCAUAAAGCAAUUUAUGGCAGUACUUAGCUACCACUGAUGAGUAGAGUCUCCUGGCAUGGCAUGUAGACAGAGUAAAUACUACAGUACAGUGUGUUGCCAGGUAACCCUUUAAGUGGCAAUGUUCCCAGACGUGCCCUACUUUGUUAUUGUACUAGCUUUGUCUAACACCAGUUGAUUUUAUUUGUCAGUGGAGUUCUGCCACUCAAUGGGUUAAUCAGACUAUCUGCCCAUGCACAUUACUUUGUAAUUUUAUUCUGUCUAACACCAGAUGAUUUUACAUGUCAGGGGAGGAGUGCUGCCACUCAAUCAUCUAUGCACUCAAUGGGUUAAUGAGUUAAUGAGUUAAAAAUUUCACCAGUAUAACAGUACCUUCACUAUUAAUUCCUAUACCUCAGAUUAGCAACAGUGUAAGAUUUGGGAAUUAUGUCUUUUUAUUGUGUAUAUAAACUGAAAUAUGUAAUCAAUAACUACUUUAUGUUUAAAGAUUCAUUCUAGCAGUGAAUCGGAAUGCAGUGGCUCUGACAACAACUUGAGCAGCUCUGACAGUGAGUUGGAUGCAAGAGACAUCAUUGCUUCAAAGGACAAGGAGAUAAAAAAAUUAAAAAGAACUAUCAACAGUACGAGAGGUAUAAAAUAAUAUAUAUCAAGUAUGCCAUGGUUUUGUUAUGUAGAUACACAACAUGAGAAGUAGUUGUGAGGAGUGGGUGAUUCGAUCAACUACCUGAACAUAAAAAACAAAUUCUUAGAUGUUUCAAGUGAAUUAAGGCCCUUUGUCAAGACGUUAGUGACUUCUUAUAUAACAAAGGGCUUUUGCUAAAAAGAUGGAAUAAUUUGUUUUCAAUUUUCAUGUAGUUGAAUCACCAACUGUAUAGAUGGUGUUCUCUUAAGAGAAUAAUUUGUGUGACUUCUUUAUUUUAAUUUAAUUUUUAUGUAGAUGUGAGCACACUACACAAUGCAUUCCAAGACCUGAAAAAAACUGUCCUAUCACUUCAAAGGACUGUAGAGGAGAACUGUGUGGGCACAAGGCCACUAAGUGAAACAAAGAUGCCCACUACACCUGUAACUCAAGUUAAACCUGAGAGACACCUGAAGAAACCUGUGAUUUCAUCACCUGUUCCUCAAUGUGAAACAAAGGCACAUUCUUCCCCAUCCAACAGUUCAGAUAGUGAAGUGGAUAAAUUAUCUUUACUGACCAACAAAAGCAACAAAUGUUGGUGUUCAAACAAAAAAAAGCAUGAAACUGCAUCAACCCACCAUUUUAUUUCCAAACAAAUACCUUCACUCUCUUUUUCUAAGUCACAAAUGUAAUGGUUGAUGCAAUUGUAAUAAGUUUAGUUAUGUAUUUUCUUUUUAGGUAUUUCUUUGCCCUUCCAUCCAAGUCACAAAAGGACAAAUGGGGCUGUUGAAAACCAAGUUGACAGCCAAGGAUUUCAUCUACAGUUUGAUGCCCAUGCUAUGGAGCAGAGAGGUGUUAAGCACACAUUCUGUCACUGGGCGCACUUCAAAUGCGCACAAAGACAAAAAGCCAAAGCCGCAACUUUUCAUGGACAACGAGAAAAUUGA
Molecule: messenger RNA, 1747 nt
Organism: Paramuricea clavata
Lineage: Eukaryota; Metazoa; Cnidaria; Anthozoa; Malacalcyonacea; Plexauridae
Source: the annotation of a GenBank genome assembly